Molecule: messenger RNA, 2103 nt
Organism: Sphenostylis stenocarpa
Lineage: Eukaryota; Viridiplantae; Streptophyta; Magnoliopsida; Fabales; Fabaceae
Source: the annotation of a GenBank genome assembly
AUGGAAGAUAAGCAGUUAGAUUUUAAUCAGCCUCUUUUAUCAGUAAGGAGAAUCUCAUCAAUAGUGGCCUCUGAAAAUGACAAUAAAAAGAAACCUGAUAAGGCAGUACCCAAAAGACCUCCUCUUCCUUUUUACAAAUCAGAUUUAAAAUCAGGUCCAGUUAGUAACCCUGGAACUGUUCCUUUUGUGUGGGAGAAGACUCCUGGAAGGCCUAAGAAUGAAAGCAGACUACAAGCACAGAUUGCUGAACGGCCUUCGGUUGCCCCAAAGCUCCCACCUGGGAGGGUUUUGAAAGUUGAUCAGCAAGAUUCUGAUAAAGAUGCUAAAGUUACAUCAGUUACUCAAUCCAGGACAGGAAGCAGUGUUUUAGAUUCUCAGCAUGCUCCAUUUUUGGAUAAUAGAGGGAACAAACAUGAAAGCCCCAAACAAAUAACUGAGGAGAAGGCAAAUUCUGGUUCAGACAACGAGGAUGAGACCUAUCUAGAUGCUCUUGAUACACUUUCCAGAACUGAAUCAUUCUUCAUGAGCUGUAGUGUGAGUGGUUUGAGUGAAUGGGAUGAUCAAGAGGUCCAACCAUCAGGAAGUUUUUCAACAGAUCAACAGGCACGUGAUUUCAUGAUUAGCAGGUUCUUGCCUGCAGCAAAGGCAAUGGCUUCAGAAACACCUUCAGUUCAACACCACUCUAGGAAGCCACUUGUUACACUAGAACAACCAAAACUGGUAAGGAAAGUAGUUACUGGAGCAAAUUCUCGCCCCCUUAAUGAGAAAUGGCAAAAGGUUUUGCCACAUUAUGCUCAAGAUAUUGGUAGGGAAGAAAGUGAAGAUGAAAGUGAUGAUAACGAUGGAUAUGAAAACUAUGCACCCAAAGUUUGUGGACUAUUUCCUCGGUUCUGCCUUUUGAAUCCAGUUCCAGGAUUAAGAAUGGAAGGUAGGAUUCCAAGUUCUACAGGACAUGGAGUGCAGAGUAAAUCUGACAGAAGAACUUCCAAAACGCAUGGAAGAAGAACUGCUAAUAAUGGGAAAAUGUCUCUAAAUUCUCAAUCCGGCUUUACAAGAGAGAAAAAUUUCCCUGGUACAGCGGAAAAUUCUAAGCAUGGUAUUGAUCCACCUCGCAGAGGUUGCAGCCAAUCAUUAGCCUCUAAGAGCUCUCAAUUUGAGUCUAGCUGUGAAAGCCCUGUUUCUGAGAAAACUCUAUAUGUAGAUUCUGUACAUAAGGUCAAAUCUUCAAGUUCAUGUUCUUCGGACACGAAUCACAGAAGGGAUGAUUUUGAUUCUACAAGAAAAGACACUGGUCUUGAUAAAAAUCUUCAUAUAGAUUCUUCAAUUGAGGAUAGCAAACACCUUGGUAUUGUGGAUGAGAAGACUGUAUUACAACCUAAAAGUUCAGCCUCUCUUGAAUCAUCUCUGCUGGUUUGUUCUGUUUAUUCAAAUGAUGAUAUGCAAAUAGAAAUGAAAAAUCAUUCCAACAAAAUAUGCCCAGAAGAGCAAGAAUUGACAAAGUCUAAUUACCAAGGGAACAAAUUAAAUCGUGAUUUGGUUAUAAUUUCAAGUCCAGAAAUGGUUGAAUCCAAAACAAUGGAGUCUGAAGAAAAAGCUUUUAGCAUUGAGGAAGGUUCUAAUGGUCUCGUUCAGAAUCCAGUUUCAUGGAAAAACAAGAAUUUAACCAGUGAUUUGAAAUUUGAUUCAAAUUGGCUGUCAGCUACCAAAGUGUUUGAUCAAGAACGCGCUCUUGGAUCUAGUGGGGAUCCCAGGGCUUUGACUUGCUCAAAGGUGGUAGGUGACACAAAGAUUGACUCAGAAAGUCAAUUGCAUAUGAAGUUGGGUCAUGGAGAGACUUCAAAAACAAGCUCUCUGAAGCGUCCUCUUGUCCUUCCUUCACCAAAAGCUCCUUCAGAGUCUUGGCUUAAGCGCACUUUACCUACAGUUUCGUCUAGGAACAUAUUUUUACGGUCUGAUCUUGCUACCAACUUACAUGCACCAGUUCAAACUUCCAAGACAGCACUACCUGAUCCUAAGUGGGAAAGAAUUGUUAAAUCUUCUAAAGUUAAUCAUGGGUAUCUUCAGUUUGCUGAGGAACUACUUCCACCUAUUCCUGAAGCAUGA